Cladocopium goreaui is the source of this 1696-nucleotide messenger RNA. Lineage: Eukaryota; Dinophyceae; Suessiales; Symbiodiniaceae. The record is from the annotation of a GenBank genome assembly.
ACGGGGUGCAAAAAUGGAGGACUCGCCCGCGCAGCCAUGUGGGGCUCGAAUCCGAUGUCUCACAUAGGUCUUGGCCAUUCGAAAGUCAGCAGGCAGCGAUGGAUGCCGCUUACCAGCUGCUACCGAGGGGCUGCUUUGCAGGGCUUUUUGGACUACUUGGUGGCUCCUCAUCACAGUCCUCUGGGGGCUCCUGGCUCCUGAGAAGCUUCUGCGAUGAAGUUCUGGGCGGUGGUGCGUCCCUGGGGAGCCUUUACGCUUACCUGGACCUCACAGAGGCACUGCUCAUGCUUCGACCAGCCUGCCGGGCGAUUGCUGCUGCUGCAAAGGGGCAUCCACGGCUACGCAGCCCUUUGGUGGUGGAUGUGCAGGACAUUGAGGACCUUCUAAGCCAGAUGCCCUUCCAUUGGCCCAAAGGGGUUCUCAUCCGCCAGGUGGUGGCGGGUGCAAAUCCACCUGAAGCAGUGCUGAAAAAAGUCACUCAGCUGCUUUGUGCUGCUCAGUCUGUGUCCAAGGAAUUGGGUGCUGGGCAGCUGCAGAGAUUAGCUCUGCCGCUGGGAGUUCCCAAUCCUACCCUUCGCAUGUGGGUGAGGCUUGGCUUGUUGAGUGAGCUACGUGAGCUUCACCUGCUUGGCCGAGGAGGUCCCUCCGAUGCAGGUCUCACCUACUUGGCGCGCUGCUGCCAGAAGUUGCAACAUCUGACUUUGUUGGGCGGCAGCAGUUCUGCCGCCUCGUCCUUGCUACUACAGGCUCAGUCCAAAGGCGCCAUGAGCGAUGACUGGUGGCGAGGCUUUCGAUGCACCAGGCUAUGCAUUUUGCCGAGACUUCAGCAUGCACGGCUGAAAGGUCUUUCUGUACAAAGAGUGCCAUCCUGGUUCUGCGGCCAAUGGAGCCCAACCAUGCCUACCUGGGGCCAUGAGGUGCAUUACUACGAUCCUUUGGGUCGCUUUAUUUGCAUGCGCAACAGCAUGAUCGAGCGUGUUGGUGUGGUUCGCUCCCUCCUUCCUUCGCAAUUUGGCCCCUGGUGGGAGUUGGAUGUGACCUUCCUGGCUCGGCAGGACUCACCGAGCCAGCUGAUUUUGCUCCUUCCUGUGGGUUCUCCGGGAGAUGCUCUGGCAUCAUUGGAGGCUUGGGCAGGCUUUCAAAAGGAGCCGUCCAGUGUGGUGCGUGGCGCCAUUGUGGGCCCCAGCGACGGCGUGCGGGACCGGCCGCGGAAGUUCCCACACCCGGGGCAUGGUCACGAGUGGAGGAGAAUCAGUCGCGACUGCGUUGUGGAAGAUUUGAUGCCCUGGGGUAUCCAGGAAUGGGCGGAGGCGGCGAUCUCCAGUGGUGCAGAUGACUCGGUGAGCAUGUUCUUCGAGGGCGCUAGCAGUGAUGAUGAAGUUGAAGAAAGUUCCUGUGUGACGAAGAGUGUUGAGGAGCUUCUCGCACAGCUGGAUCGCGAUGAAGCACGGGAAUGGGAAGCACUGCGGCCCUCCACCCGAGUGGAGGUGGGAAAUGGCUCGGUCCCAAGCAUCGAGGAGAUCCUAGUGCAGUUGGACGUGGAAGAGGAGAGGGACCGCUCCCACUGAUGCCGGUGAUUUCGCCGCCGUACAGUAGCAGCGUAGCAGCGUAGCGCAGCCGUCUGCCGCGUUCAAAGGGCACGCGGAGGCGAUCGCCAUGGGAAGUCUUGGAGCCCCGGGCAGACCCGGGCGAUGGG